UAUCCGAAUAUGUAACAUCGUUUCUGCGGAAUAAAAUUCGUGGAGUCAGUACGGUUUCACGACUCGCCAUCAGCGAAUCAUUAUUCAUUCCCCUGUCUGUACGGAUAGAAAAUCGGAAUAAUUGGAGAAGAUAAAUAAAUGGAGUAGUGCUUCGUAUUUUUUCAUGAUUAUUCUCCUCGUAUUAUUAUCGGAAAUAUUGUUUAAAUAAAUAAAAAUGCGACUUUGGCUGAAGCUAGGGAUCGCUGGGGGGAGUCUUUUUAUGUUCGGUACUCUUUUCGGGUUUGCCAUUUUUCCACCGUUUCUCAAGAGCCAACUGAAGAAGCAAGUGACGUUAAAACCGGGAGGAGAUGUGAGAAAGAUGUGGGAAGUUGUGCCCUUCGGUAUUGACUUCCGAGUUUACCUCUUCAAUAUCACCAAUCCUGAUGAGAUUAAGACGGGAGCCAAGCCAAUAGUCAAAGAAGUUGGUCCAUUCUUCUACGAGGAAUACAAGGAGAAGGUCGACAUAGUAGACAAUGAAGAAGAGGAUACCGCUGAGUAUUCUAACAAAGUGACAUGGAAGUUCAAUCUUGAAAAGACUGGAGCAGGUCUCUCGGAAGAAACUGUGAUAACUUUCCCCCACCUCAUGAUACUCUCCAUGAUCAUGACAGUCCUCAGAGAAAAACCCGGAAUGAUAGGUUUCGCUGCUAAAGCCGUGGACAGUAUUUUUCACAAGCCAGAUUCAAUAUUUUUCAAAGCGACAGUUAAAGAAUUCCUCUGGACAGGCUUGCCAGUGGAUUGCACAGUUCAAGACUUGCAGGGGAAAGCAAUUUGCUCACUUCUUGCUGAGAAUGAAGGGGCAUUCAUCAAAGAAGGCCCCCAGAGAUACAGAUUCGCACUUCUGGGUGCUAAAAAUGGUACAGUUGUGCCAGACAGGAUAAAAGUGAGGCGAGGUCUGAAAAAUUACCUCGAAGUGGGUGAAGUAAUUGAAGUAAAAGGAGAAAAAAAGCAGAAAGUCUGGGCAGAGAAUGGACCCUGCAAUGACUACCAGGGAACGGAUACCACCAUUUUCCAUGCGCUUCUCUAUGAAGAUGAGGAUGUUGUCUCUUUUGCUACAGAUUUAUGUAUCAGUCUACCAGCUUAUUACCGGGCACCUUCCAAUGUUAAAGGUAUUCCUACGAAUCAAUACACCGCGGAUUUUGGUGACAUGAAUAAAGAUGAGCACCUGAAGUGCUUAUGUCCAGCUCCAGACAAAUGUAUGAAAAAGGGUUACAUUGACCUCUUUCCCUGUCUGGGUGCUCCUAUGAUCGCCAGUCUCCCUCACUUCUACCUCGCCGAUCCGAUUUACUUGAGCCAAGUUGAUGGUCUCCGUCCGAAAAAGGAAGAUCAUGAGAUUUUCAUGAAUUUCGUGGCUUUGGCGGGGGCUCCUAUAGAAGCUGCCAAACGGCUACAAUUCAGUAUGUUUAUUCAACCAGUUGAAAAGUUCAAAUUGAUGAAGACUUUUCCAAAUGCACUUCUUCCGCUAUUCUGGGUGGAAGAGGGUGUUCUCUUGGAUGACGAAUACCUGGCUCCGCUCAAGAUGCUAUUUACGAUGAUUACCAUCGUUAAUGUUAUGAAAUGGUUGAUGAUGGCUGGAGGUCUUGCAUUGGCUGGCACCUCUGGUUUCCUCAAGUACAAAGAGAUGCAGGCAUCCCAAAAGCUCACUAUCACGAAGGUAUCUCCCAAAGUCACUGCGAAUGGAAAUGCGCCAGGUAGCACUGAGAAAAAAUGGCCCCUGAACGUAUCCACGCUGCAAUCACAAAAUGUACCCGGCAUUGACAAUUGAUCACCGGGGACCAAUCAGAAAGCGAGUGGAGAACAACAGUUACUCGAGUUUUAUCUGUCAAAAUUGUGCGUUCAUUGAAAAAAUUAAGAAUUUCAUUGAAAUCAUUUGGCCAUUAGAAUAUUCCCUGACAGACGAGACGGAGAUAAAUUAAUCUGUAUAAAUUUCGAACGAAUGGAACACGAGUUGGGAUUAACGAUAACGAGUUGGGAUUAAACUAUAACGGUUUUAAAUAAUGAAUAAUAAUAUUCGACUUUCUAUAUUUAUACUUUUGGUCUCGUCACAAAUUCAAUAUGAAGUUAGAAAAUGUAUUUGCAGGCAUGCAGAGUAAAAAGUGGAUAGUUAUCCACGAGUUUGCAAUAAAUUUCUGUUUUUUGCAGAUUUUUUUGCAGAAAUCCACAUCAAAAAUGGCUCUGCGCUCGACAAUCCAUAAAAACCAAUGAAAUCACAUUGUUGAUUGCAUGAAACAACCGAUCCUUCAACUCUCCGUCUGCUACUUUCAGUGUAAAGCACCAUCUUUUCUGCUAUCUCGGUUAAGCAGAACUUUUCCUCGUAAACUUUUCAUCGCCCAAAGUUUCGGUACGGACAAGCCAGCAAUUUGCAUGCAGUAAAAGAUUUGAAGCAUUAUCUGAUCGCCAGGCGCAGGAUGUCAGACAUUUUGGUAACUUCUAAAUUGGAUUAAAAGUUGCGAAUUAAAAUUUUACUCGUGUCAUGGUUGUUGUGUCAUGGAAAUAAUAACCGUUAACAGAAUAAUUAGCGGAAAGAUUUCGAGAUUUCUUGGAAAUAAUGUUUGGUUUAACACUUGUUGCGUACAUUACCAUUACGAAUUAUUUUGUACCACCUAAAUUUCCCGAAAUUAUUCUAUUCAAAAUGUACGCAUGCGUUCCAUUAUAAAUUUUAAGUAGAAACUGUUGAUUUCACCUGAAAUAUCAGAUUGCACUUGAAAGAAGUAAAAAGCAAAAUGAUUCGUCUAUUUUUUUAGAAAUUCUCAAUCGCAAUUAAUUUCUCCUUUCAUGUUUUCCCGGUACAUCACAUUGUCGGAAAUAACAAUCGAAAGGUUUUCAGGUCCCAUAGAAAUUCUUUAUUGCAGACUUAUAAAGCACCCCACGAAUUAAUUUCUACGAGUUAUAUUCAUAGCCAAUUAAAUCUACUCUCAAUCCAUAGAAUAAUUUUUCUUGUUUCCAGUUUUAAAGUGCGUAAAUAAUUGAAGAAUGAAACACCGCUCAUGAAAUGGUGUGUCUUAUAAAAUUUAACAUUGAGUUCAAGCAACAGAAAUAUCUAAUGAAUAUUCCAUCAUGAAUUUGUGUGUGUGUGUUGUAUCAGCACCAUCCAACAAUAAUAUUGCUCUGCAAUUUAUUUAUUCAUUCCUCGUCUAAUUAAUGUAACUCAUCUACUCAAAUUAGAUCGCUUAAUGUUGUGUCUUCAUGAAAAAGUGAUACAAGUGAGUCAAAUAAAAUAUUUAUGUGUAAUAAUAAAUAUCAAUAAAUGAAAGAGGCGGGAAAUUAUCGAAUUGGAAAGAUUGCUGUUCAAUCUUGAAAAUGUUUAUCUCGAAGUUUACCAAUGAAUUUAUAUACACCAUUGUUCCUUUAUGUUUACAUAAUAAAAUCAUUAAUUCUAAUUGCAUUGAACGUAAAAUGUUCGAUCGGAAAUGAUUCAGUGGAUAUAUAUUCGCUGAAUCAAUCACUAACAUCAAUAAAAUUAUGAAUAAAAAAUGUUAAAAAAU
Molecule: messenger RNA, 3521 nt
Organism: Fopius arisanus
Lineage: Eukaryota; Metazoa; Arthropoda; Insecta; Hymenoptera; Braconidae
Product: sensory neuron membrane protein 1
Exons: 8
Coding region: 215-1801 (528 amino acids)
Cellular component (GO): membrane; cytoplasm
Molecular function (GO): scavenger receptor activity
Source: RefSeq, a predicted model, not a curated record